Messenger RNA from Cyprinodon tularosa, 2228 nucleotides. RefSeq names its product tRNA methyltransferase 1 (gene trmt1). The coding region runs from base 17 to 1987 and encodes 656 amino acids. NCBI's taxonomy places the organism in Eukaryota, Metazoa, Chordata, Actinopteri, Cyprinodontiformes, Cyprinodontidae. The record is from RefSeq and is a predicted model, not a curated record. Gene Ontology annotation, biological process: tRNA N2-guanine methylation. Gene Ontology annotation, molecular function: RNA binding; metal ion binding. Gene Ontology annotation, cellular component: nucleus. The transcript has 15 exons.
UUGCAGGCUGCACCUUAUGCUGGUGUGGACAGCCCGGCUGCUCCAUUGCUUCAACUCCUUCCGACUUCAUCCUCCUCUCUUUUGUUUAGCCAAACCGAUUCCUUGGAGGAGUGCUGCUGGCGGCGCUUCAGGGUGGAGACAGAGCUCUAUGGAUGCUCAGGUUACCACCAAUGAGCCAUCAUGCACAUCAGCUGAAUCUCUAGCAGCUGGGAAUGCGUCAAAAACGAGGCAUGGUGCAGAGGAGCCAUGUCCUGUGAACCUGUUACCUGGAGAGACUGUUGUCAAAGAGGGAAAGGCUGCCAUCUUGUUUCCUAACGCAAAUGAGGUGUUUUACAACCCAGUCCAGGAGUUCAACAGGGAUUUAACAUGUGCUGUGAUCACAGAGUUUGCCAGGGACCUGAUGGCCCAGCGUGGGGUGAAGUUACUCAUCCCUGGAGAAAAAGAGAGGGUGGUGGUCUCUCUGUCAGAGGACACGAACGAAGCCGACAUGCAGAUGGAGGAAAAAAACGGUGCACAAGAAGUUACAGCAAGAGUUGGAGAAAAAUGUGAGAACGGUCUUCGUAUCCUGGAGGGCCUUGCAGCCUCCGGUUUGCGCUCGGUGCGUUUUGCCCUCGAGGUGCCCGGCCUGCAAAGCGUCACCGCCAACGACUUCUCCACCAAAGCGGCAGCGCUGAGCGCACGGAACGCCCAGUACAACGGAGUCGGCCACAUUGUGCAGGCCAGCUGCAGGGAUGCAAGCAUGUUAAUGUAUGAGAUGCGAGGGAAGAAAGAGCGAUAUGAUGUCAUUGAUCUGGAUCCUUACGGAAGCCCUGCAGUUUUCCUGGAUGCAGCUGUGCAGGCAGUCAGUGAGGGAGGUCUGUUGUGCGUAACGUGCACAGACAUGGCCGUGAUGGCGGGAAACAAUGGAGAAACCUGCUACAGCAAAUAUGGUUCAGUCUCCAUUAAAGCCAAAUACUGUCAUGAGAUGGCUCUUCGUAUCAUCCUCCACAGUUUGGACCAGCGGGCAGGAGUGUACCAGCGCUACAUCCAGCCGCUGCUGUCCAUCAGUGCCGACUUUUAUAUUCGAGUCUUUGUAAGAGUCUUCACGGGACAGGCUACUGUCAAAAACUCUGCCAGCAAACAGGCUCUGGUGUACAACUGCGUUGGCUGUGGCUCCUUCCACAUGCAGAGGAUGGGCAGAAGAAUUAGCAAUGGAAAACACAUGAAGUAUUCUGCUGCCACCGGACCCCCCGUUGGACCAGAGUGUGAGCACUGUGGACAGAGACACCAGCUGGGUGGUCCUAUCUGGGCUGAAGCCAUCCACGACCUGGAGUUUGUUCAGAAGGUUUUAGCCGCCGUGUCGGGGAACCCUUCCAGAUUUGGAACUUCUAAACGUAUUGAGGGCAUGCUCAGCAUGGUGACCGAGGAGUUGGAAGACGUGCCGCUUUACUACACAGUGGACAAUCUGAGCAGCACGAUACACUGUAAUACUCCGUCUCUGCUCCAGUUCAGGUCAGCUCUCCUUCAUGCUGGUCACAGGGUUUCUCUCUCUCACGCCUGUAAAAACGGCGUUAAGACAGACGCUCCUCCUGGAGUCAUCUGGGACAUCAUGCGAUGCUGGGAGAAAUCAAAUCCGGUAAAAAGGGAGAAGUUGUCUCAGACCAGCCCUGCAUUUAAGAUCCUCUCCACUGAACCCAGCCUUGAAGCCUGCUUCACAGUCAGAGAGGAUGCAAACCCUCAGUCCCGUAAACGCCAUUUGACCCGUUUCCAGGAGAAUCCUCAGGCGUUCUGGGGGCCCAAAGCUCGAGCAAAAGCAGGGGGUGGUAUCAAUACUAAUCUGCAGGAUAAAAGGAAGAAGUUCCAGAACAAAAGAAAGAACCAGAUCACAGACUCGUCACAGUUGAAGAAUUUCCCCUGCAAGAAGUUCAAACAGGGAACAUGCACACACGGAGACAGCUGCUCCUAUUCCCAUGAUGAGGAGCAGAAAAGUGAUGAGAAAGCUGAAUGACUUAUUAUAGUUUCAAGUUUAAUCAUUUUAAGUUUAAAAGCUCUAGUGGAGUCUGGAUACUCUGGAGGUUAGAUUGUUUUGGACGUCUAAACUGAAUGGAAAUUUCUGGUUAUGCCAAAUUUUUUUUUUUUAAGUUGAAAUAAAUUACAAGAACAUGCUGCAUAUGUCCAAAUGUAACAGGCCUCACUUAAAGAUCAAUUUUCUGGAUGUAUUAAAGUUAUUCAGGGAACUUUUCUGGAAA